This is a messenger RNA of Magallana angulata, 2235 nucleotides long. RefSeq lists its product as uncharacterized. Lineage: Eukaryota; Metazoa; Mollusca; Bivalvia; Ostreida; Ostreidae. Bases 110 to 1657 code for a protein of 515 amino acids. The transcript is spliced from 3 exons. The record is from RefSeq and is a predicted model, not a curated record.
UGCCGGUAUAUUAAAAAUAAAUUUUCCAGUCCGUCUCAAUAUGGACGGGACGCGCGUACUACAAAAUCGACAAUAGAACAUUGAACAGUCAAAACAAGACAAAUAGACAAUGGAUGCCUGUAGAACGAAAUUAAUGUUACAUGUGAAUCAUUUGUACAAGAUUAAAUUCUAUCACUUCCAUGAUGCAGACUGUUGCAAUACAACAUUAGAUCGACUGCUAGAUGGUGAUCGUGAUAAAGAAGGAACAUCAACAUCCGAAGUACAGAAUAUCAUUAGAGGAUUGUUGUACCUUUCACAGCGAAAUCAAAUCCUCAAGACAGUAUGCAGUGAAAACUAUGUUGUAACAUUCAAAAGGAAGCCCUGGAAAAUUUCACAGAAAAUAAACUUCAAGAAGAAUGGGAAAGCUCUAAAAGUGUGCCCUUUCUUAUUUGAAGUAUCUUUUACUUGCAAGAAGAGCUACUUCAACAAACAGGAAUGUAACCCUGAAAGAAGUCCAUUGGAACAAAAAAACAACGCUGAAUCUACAAAUACAACAAGAAAAUGCAAGACAAGAUCUUCUUCAAGAAAUGAGAGUAGACAACCACAUGAUGAGCUAAAUGCAAGGAAAGAUGAUCCAGAAACACAAAAUGAAACAAAAUGUUCUUCAGCUAUAAGAAAGAGAAAAAGACCUCUCAAAAGCCUUCCAUCUCGUAGAAAAAAAUUGCUGGUGAAACGUAGACCUAAUUCAUGUGAGAAAGUUGUUCCUGUGAUGAGCUGUGAUCAAGAUGAAACCUCCUCAUCCUCGGAAAAUGAAGAAGAUGAGUCUGAAGAACAGUCUGAAGAGGAAUAUCAUCAACCGAAAAAGCGAAAGGCAGCAAAAAAAUGUCAGUCUGGUGGAGAUUGGGCAGAUAAAACUAAGAUAGUGGUCGAGUCCCCGGAUACUCGACUCAACACCUCAGGGGAUAUUCCUCUUAAUGUACUUACCAGAAUGUCUGCAAAUAAAAGAAGGAAGGAAAAUGAGAGUAUUCUUCUUGAUAAGACUUGCACCAAGAAAGUGGAUCUGACAAUGCAGGGUGGUAAAUCCUUCCAUGCAACAGUAGACAUAAUUGAGGAAGAAGAUGAUGUGCAGGUAGCAGAUAUUCUGGGCACCUCAUCUAAGAAGUCGAAAAAGAAACAUGCCACAGAUAAGGAUAAUAUUUCUGUCCUUGAGCAAUCAUCCAGGCGAAAAAGGGGUCUUAAUUUAUACAAGGUUGCUGAUACUCCUUUGAUGAACCUGCCUAGUUUGGAAAAUUCUCUUAAUGAACCGUCGUCUAAUUUGACACAGCAGUUAAACUUCAAACACACUUUUCUCAGCCCAGGUGGUGAAUCAAGUGUAGAAUCUAAAGAGGGAUGGAAAAAUGCACAUAACUCUUUAACUCCUUUAAGUAGAUUUAACAGGAGUGAACCCGAAAAAGCAGCAAAUGGGCGUAAUAAAAGGAGUGUAAACUUUCCUGUCAAAGACAGACAUCUGAUUGAGAGGGAAGAAAUCGCUGAAGACAUUAAACUCCAAGAGAUGUCAAAAGCAGACUCCAGUCUCAGGAGUUCAAAAACAGAAAGACUUAGUUUUGGAAAAAGUCUGUGGGAAACAUUGGACACUUAUUUUAUAUCCCCUGUCAAAAUGAUGUUUGAUGGAAAAUAGAGGGAACUUUGACAUCUUGCAUGAUUAUUUUUAGUGUUACUCAUGUAUAUUUCUAGCUCAGUUUGGGGGUUUUUCCAUUAAGUUUUCGUGGUAUUUUUAUCAAAUGACUUGUCUGCUUUUUAUAUGAAGUAAUUUAUUCAAGCUCAUAAUUAGAAUCUUUACAGACUUGGACUGUAAAAAGUGAAGUGAGCUCAUUAAAUGUAGUUUUGUUUCUUACAUACCUUUAAAACUUUCACUUUUCAUUAGGGCAUAACACAGUUAAGCUACACCAAAAUAUAUAAUGGUUGACAGUCAGUCAAAGUAUCUUAUCUGAAAUAUUUUUUUUUUCAUAAAAGAAAUAAUUUCUAUUUUUCAAUAAUUUUGUACAAAUUUUAAGAAAAAAUAAUUUAUUAUAGUAAUACAUUAAAUGAAAACAAUAAACAGUUUUUGUUCAGAAUAUAUAAUUAUACAUGUAUGUUACUAGCCCUAAGAAAUCUUUUUUCUGAAAUAUCUACUGUAGUGAGUGAUUGAUGAACAAUACCUGGUAAAUUUCUCAUACUUUAAGUUAUUUCUUUUCUCAAUAAACUUUGAACAUCCUG